Messenger RNA from Dryobates pubescens (Downy woodpecker), 1454 nucleotides. It is a transcript of the gene IKBIP, whose product is annotated as IKBKB interacting protein. The transcript has 2 exons. Bases 448 to 1362 code for a protein of 304 amino acids. Lineage: Eukaryota; Metazoa; Chordata; Aves; Piciformes; Picidae. The record is from RefSeq and is a predicted model, not a curated record.
CUCCAGGUGUAAGGGGCAUCCACAACCUCCCUGGGUAACCUGUUCCAGUGUCUCACCACCCUCACUGUAAAGAAUGUCUUCCCAUUACUGAGUCAAAGUCUACCCUCUUCCAGCUUCAAUCCAUUUCCCCUCAUCCUAUCACUGCAAGCGUUUGUAAAAUGUAUCUCUCCAGCUUUUUAUUCUGUAGGCCCCUUCAGGUACUGGAAGGCUCCUGUGAAGUCUCCCCAGAGCCUUCUCCAGGCUGAACAGCCCCAACUCCCUCAGCCUGUCCCCAUAGGGGAGAUGCUCCAGCCAUCUUCACGGCCCUCCUCUGCGAACACAAAUCCCUGCAGUAAGAGAUGGCUGUGAAUCAGGCCCUGGAACACUUAGAUAUGCUAAUGAUGCAGUUAUGUUUACUGUUUAUUUCUUUGCAGGUUCCUAUUUCAGCAGUCAAAUCAAUUUGCUGAUAUGGAAAAAAAGUACAAUUUCCUGCGGCAAGAAGCUGAAAAGUUCCUGGAUGUGGAAACUAGAGUUAACUUGAUUUCUAAGAAGCUUGAGUCUUCUGAAAGUAUCCUAGAAGAAGCUGCCUCAUCCAUCUCUGUGGUGACUGAGUUUGAGCAGGAAAUCUCUUCUCUUCAGAACAUCGUAAAUGAUAUACAGAACAAUGAAAAAACUCUCUCUGUGAAGAUGCAGAUCAUUAAUGAGAAGUUCCAAAAUGUUACCAGUUCCUGGAGAAGAAGCUUGGAUGAAUUGAACACGAACGCUAGCAGUUUAAAGUCUGAAGCCAAGUCCAUACAUACAGAAGUUACUUCCCAAAUUAAUGAAGUUGACCAAAGAAUUAAAUCCCUUUCAGAAAGAGUAAAAGAUUUGGAAGAGAGUACAGCCAGAAAUAUUAAAACACUAAAAAGGCAAGAAGAUGAUGAAUUCUCUAGAGUUGAACAAAAGCUGGACUCACAAGCAAAGGCAGUUGAAAAGCUAGAAGAAGAACAGAAUAGCCUGGUAGCCAAGAACACAGACCUGAAUCAGAAACUUGUGAACUAUGAACCUAAAAUUGAGGAGUGCAAGGCCUAUUUGCCAACAAUAGAAAAUGCUGUUCACUCUAUUCUUAGGUUAUCAAGUGAAAUGCUAAGUUUGGAGAAGAAGAUAGAGGACUUGACAACACAGCUAUAUGCUGUAGAAAAUGACAUGCUGAAAACUCUUUCUGAUACAGCAGAGAUGCAAAAGGUUCUUGAAAGCAUGCAGGAAAAUAACAGCAUGUUGAAAGUGCAAAAUGAAAUAGUGGCCUUAGAAGAAGCAGUGCCUGAUGUAGAAGUAUCUUCAGAAGCAAAAGAAAUCACUCCAGAAAGCUGCAACUCAGAAAAUGAGCAGGAUGAGGAUAAGUGAAUUUGGAGUUGGGGUUUUCAUUGAUGAAAGAGCACUUUAUAACGAACAGUCACUCCAACAGAUGUUAAGGCUAGCUGAACUAUUGUCACUGA